AGGAAUCCUGAUGGUCUUGUAUAGUUAAUCACCGGACAUCAUAGAGAGGUUUCAAGGAGUUCAUAAUGGCAGAGGAGCAGAAGGACUCUGAGGGACCUUUAAGUGAUUUAUAUGAUUCAACAACAUUGGAUCAAAUUAUUAAAGAUAUUCAGGAUGUAUCAAAUGACCAGGGGUCUGGAAUGGAUAUUGAGGGUAUUAGCAACCCACCGAUGCAAAAUCCAGGAACAAACCCAGAUGGUAACACAUAUAAUGGAGGACCUAAUGGCAUCACACAGAGACAAUCAACAAUGGCAGUCCAUAUAGCAAACCGUAUGACAAGGUUCAGAUACGACACAGAGCUUAAUAAUCGAAACAUUGGCAAAGAAGAACUCAUGUCAAUCAAGUUCAUCAAUAUAGAUACAGAGGUCUUUGUGAGAGUCCAUUGUGUAGAUCCCGUCAACAAAAAGGCACAUCCGUACUGUUUAAUUGGUGACAAGUGUAAAAAUGGACUGUAUUGCGAAAAGUUUCAUCCCACCGUUGAAAAUAAAAGUACAUUAUCCUGUAAAGCAACCAUAAAAAUUCCCAAAAGAGGGGAGUAUGAAGACGAACUCAAAAAACGAAAACAGACCAUGGAAAAACACCUAGGCCUAUUUAGUGAAGAAAUGAAGAAAGCUGGAUACUGGAAUACAAAUAAAAAUGUCAAAGAGUGCAAAUGUGUGGCAUUGUGUGUAGAGGCCUUCUACAAGACUGGACAACAGAUGUUCAUGCUUCACGAAAUUACCACAGGCUUGUUAAAUGCCAAGGAGGGUAGGGGUUUCAGUGUCCAUACUAUCCGUCCAUUUGCUCAUUACUGCACGGGCUCCAGGAGUCAAGAUGAGAAUAUGCUGAUAGUUCUGACCGCUGAUUCUUUUAUUCCUAAAGGGAUAGAGAUCAGAUUUCAAGAUGAGGAAGGAUGGUAUGCAAAAGCUGAAAAACCUACGAUAAUAAAAAAUGUACUGGAAGUGAAAAUACCUCCUUACAAAAACACAGAGCUAGAGGAGGUCAAACAAGUACAUGUGCUUGUGAGGUCCGAUAGCAAAGUCAAUCUAGAAGCCAAUCCCAUCAAAUUCAUGUACAAACCACACGAAGGGACUGUAAUCGAAUGCAAAAAAAGAAAACGUCAAGACUACAGUAACAUUCCCCAGGACAUUUUAUUGGAAGCAAAUGGUGCAGAUGCAAAAAUCAGAAUGAAAUCACAUUUGGAACGUAGGAAAAAGAUCAGUAAGGCAAGUGCCACCAUUACAGCACCACAGCCCAGUGAUGGUUCUUGUGCCCAGAACAUUUUGCCUACAGAUCCAGUAUUUGAUCCAGUGCAAAAUUUGGAUCCAAAUUUUGAUUUCCUCCAAAAUCUUACAUCCACAACACCUGCCUCCAUUUCUGCUGUGCUGACUCCCUCCAAUGUUCCCUUCACAUCUCCAACACAACCUGGUUAUAUGGAUGCCAUUACCAGUCAGAGUAUGUUGUAUGGAAACCCCACCAAUCCAAAUUAUCAAUCCACAUCAUCCAUAUACCAGAUACCAGUUCCAUCUCCACACGCAAAGCCUCCAAUUUCUGCCCAACAGAUGAACAUGUCUGUUCAGUCACCACAAAGUCACUUGCCAGUUCAGCCCCCCUCAAGUCAGUUUUCUGUGUCUUCACCACAAAACAAUGCAGUUGGCUCAGUAACCUCCCCACCACCUCCCCAGUCUCCCAUGGGUAACAUAGGAAAGUUUAAGACUGUAGCCAUUGCUGGAACAAAUCAAUGGCUCCUCAUUGAUCAGUUUGGAAAGCCUCUUCUUGUCCUGGGUGGUCAAAAUGAUGAAGUAUCAGCAUCUGAAGUUCAGGAGCUUCCCUCUAUGAAUAUGGGAUACAUUAGCAGUCCACCCCAGUAUGAUAUGUCUGGCUCUUAUCCACCUGUCAACCAAGCAAGUGACAUGCUUGCAAUUAAUCCACUUUCCACUACAACGGAUAAUGACCUGGAGGUGGAUGAUGCAGGUGAUAGUGCAGAUGUCCCUUCCUCUGUCAGUGGUUCACCUGAAACAGGAAAGCCACAAAACAAAUUAAGUACAUCCACGGCCUUUGAAGGCUCUGAGCAGGCUGAUGAUGCUGUGGUGGAAGAGGAGGUGGACGAGGCUACUAUGAGUAUGGAGAAGAUGAGUCUUGAACUUCCCUCAUCUACAUAGACAGGUGAUCAACUUUUCGUUGUCAAAAAUUUGAAAUGUGAAUUGUUUUCUUCCACUUCUUGGAAUUUGUGUGCAGAACAUUUCAUUAAGGAGAAUAAACUCUUGUUGCUUAAAAAAAAAGAUUAGACACACAAACUGAA
Molecule: messenger RNA, 2320 nt
Organism: Saccostrea echinata
Lineage: Eukaryota; Metazoa; Mollusca; Bivalvia; Ostreida; Ostreidae
Exons: 13
Coding region: 66-2180 (704 amino acids)
Biological process (GO): regulation of DNA-templated transcription
Molecular function (GO): DNA binding; DNA-binding transcription factor activity
Source: RefSeq, a predicted model, not a curated record